GAGCUGAGCCAAGAAACACUUGGGACUUGUGAUAUGGGGGGAAGUUAAGGGCUAUCUCGUUAACUACUGUUUGUUGCAUUGAAAGUCCCAGAAACACAACAGUCCAGAAGUCUCAGCAACAGAACUAGGUCUUUCGAAAGACCUACCAUUUGUGGAAGAGCAGCAAAGCUUCUUGUUGCGACAGUCGUCCGCCAUUUUGCAUUUUGAAUGCUUGAAAGCAUUGUAAAAUGGCGAAAAAGACUUACGAUCUGUUAUUCAAAUUGCUACUGAUCGGCGACUCUGGUGUUGGAAAGACAUGUCUUUUGUUUAGGUUUUCAGACGAUGCUUUCAACACGACAUUUAUUUCCACGAUAGGUAUUGAUUUCAAGAUCAAGACUGUAGAAUUAGGUGGAAAGAAAAUUAAACUUCAAAUAUGGGAUACUGCAGGCCAGGAGAGAUUCCACACCAUUACCACUUCCUACUACAGAGGGGCCAUGGGCAUCAUGCUGGUCUAUGAUAUCACAAAUGCCAAGACAUUUGACAAUAUAUCCAAGUGGCUGAGGAAUAUAGAUGAGCAUGCAAAUGAAGAUGUUGAAAAAAUGAUCCUGGGAAAUAAGUGUGACAUGGAAGACAAGAGGCAGGUGUCAAAGGAGAGGGGAGAUGCUAUUGCCAGAGAACAUAGUAUUCCUUUUUUGGAAACUAGUGCAAAAGCUAACAUCAAUGUAGAAAAAGCAUUCAUGGACCUAGCACGGGCAAUAUUGAAUAAGACUCCAGGGCGUGACUCCGAGCCUAAAGGUGUGGACAUGCACAAAGACAGCGAGAGUAAGAGGUGCUGUUAGACUGUACAUAUGGAGCGCUUAUCACCCCUGGCACGUCGUCUAUACAAUCUAGUUGUCUAUAGUGAGAAGACUCCAGUGUGGACGAAUGUGUACCACACUGGCAGGGACCCUUUUACCGUUCAGCUGUAAAUGGCGACUGUAUAUUGGUAUUUUUACCACAUGCUCUCGGCAUCAAGGCUUUUGGAGGGUAUGACCCUUGACCCAAUUGAAGGAAAUCGGCUGGCACAGGGUCAGCAUUGUGAUUGUAAAGCUGAUUUGUCUUGUUUAAAGUUAAACAUUUUUUUG
Molecule: messenger RNA, 1103 nt
Organism: Liolophura sinensis
Lineage: Eukaryota; Metazoa; Mollusca; Polyplacophora; Chitonida; Chitonidae
Product: ras-related protein Rab-10-like
Exons: 6
Coding region: 228-818 (196 amino acids)
Molecular function (GO): GTP binding; GTPase activity
Source: RefSeq, a predicted model, not a curated record